AUGGCAGAUUCGAAUAAGCGCAAAGAAAGACCGGGCGGAAGUGGUCAAGACAAGAGAGGACUGAAGAGGAGUAAGGGUGGAUCAGGAGGCAAGUGGCAGACACCACACCAGAAAGUAAAAGAAGCUUCUCGUGGAAACGGCAAGAUUGAGCCUGGUGAUGCCGGUAUAUGGGCGACAUGCGCAAGAAAUCAAGAGGGAAAGGCGACUGGGGAGCUCAAGAUUAUGCUUGAGGAAUGCGCGGAGAGGUUCUAUGGUAUUGUGUCGAGGUCAGAGGAGCAAGAAGAUGAGGAGGAUGAGUCGAUGGACGACAUUGAGUCCUCAAUUCAAAGGGAAGUGGCUUCCCUGGGCAAGAAGCAAAACCACGCCAAGCUCAUUGCUCCAGUUCGCCUAGACCUGCAAUGCGUCUUAUUCUUCAAAAUCAGACCACCAAUUGAACCAGUUGAUUUUGUGCAUAGGAUAUGCAAGGAGGUAGUAUCUACACCGAGCAUCAGACGGAUGAAGUACAUCAACCGAUUGACACCGAUGACCUUGAUGGGCAAAGCGACGGAGAAAGGGCUCGAAGAAGUAGGGAGAGUUGUCCUCGGUCAGCACUUCAAUCUUCGAGAGGACCAAGAAAAUACUAUGGAGGAUGAGGGCCAUGAAGGAAGAAAAUACGCAAUUCGGCCGACUACUCGCAAUCACACUGCCCCCCUGAAAAGAGACGGUAUAAUCAAGCAAAUUGCGAAUCUAAUAUCAGAUGAGCAUAAAGUUGAUCUCACCAGCCCUGAAAAAGUCAUCAUUGUCGAAAUAUAUCAGACUGUCUGUGGAGUGAGCGUUGUAGAAAGCGAUUGGGAGUCGCUGAAGCGUUUCAACCUCGCCGAAUUGUAUUCGAGUCAACGUACACCGAAAGCCGCGGCAGCGUUAGCGUCAGCGUCAGACGGUGCUAAACUAUAA
This is a messenger RNA of Hyaloscypha bicolor E, 933 nucleotides long. RefSeq lists its product as uncharacterized. The coding region runs from base 1 to 933 and encodes 310 amino acids. The record is from RefSeq and is a predicted model, not a curated record. Gene Ontology annotation, biological process: tRNA modification. The transcript is spliced from 5 exons. NCBI's taxonomy places the organism in Eukaryota, Fungi, Ascomycota, Leotiomycetes, Helotiales, Hyaloscyphaceae. Gene Ontology annotation, molecular function: RNA binding.